UUCCGAAGCGUCUAGCUACUGCUAGGCUUACAUCACUUUGUACCGAUAUUAUUCUCAUGGAGAAUAGUCCAGAAGGUUUUUGUUCCUGGCAUCUCCUUGAAGAGUUAUCAGUACUAUCAAAUCAUUGUCUUAUUGGACUUAUCUCGUGGAUGUUACAUAGAUAUAAUAAACUUGCAGCUCCCGCAAUUUUCGAAUCCCACACACACAUAACUUGGAAAGGACUCACUGCAUCUACUUGGAAAUCCAUCCACGAUGACAUCCAAUGCACGAAAAAACUCUCAGAAUGUUGCCCGCGAGCAUUGGGACAGCAAACAGGAACUGAUACCAGGCCAUCCCAUUGGACUAAGACCAGAACCAACGACUCAGGUCCGCAGUGACCCUUGGCAAUCAGUCAGUGCACUGCAAUUGGGAUUUCAGCCACGGUCGUUUGGUGAACUGCACACAGAACGACUGUACCUACUUGAGAUGCUUCAACAGUACGAUAGGCGAGCCUUCGAACUAUUCACGAAAGUACCCCUCGUCGAACAUAGAGCCUGCCAGGUCGAUGAUCCAGCAAGACAAAAGCGAGCUAAAAAACAUCGAGGUUGGCUGAGACAUCGUAUUGUGGACACUGUCGAGGAAGAGAAGAAAAUAUUGGCGAGACUAAGUGAGCUACAUGUUGAAAUCCAAUGUCGUGAGAGAUGGUCGCGAGUCGAGAAGGAAAGAGAAAGGAUACACCUUACACCGCAGCAUCUCUCUGAUUACCCAGAUCUUCCUACCUAUCCACGAACGCCUUGGGGCCCCCGAAUGUAUCCAUUGCCUCCUCAACUAUAUGACCCUCAGUUCCAAUACUAUAUGUACACUGGAACUCCACACAUGUAUUAUGAGAGGCCAAUUUGGAAUCACGACACUCCGACAUACGGACAAAAUACUUCUAAUAAUAACUCCAAACCCGAAGAGCAUGAACUGGAUGGCACACCUAUCGACAGUACACAGGAUUACGAGUCUCGUCAACGUUCACAAUCUUUAGGGGAACUUACGGCAUCGAGACCUAAGAAGCAGAAUAGUAUGCCUUCAUUAGGUCGUAGAUGGAGUGGACAAGACGAAGAAAACGUAGGGAUUGAUACGUAAUUUGAAUUAGUAGUUGACUCCUUCCAAAGAUUGUAGAGGAACAGUGUAUCUUAGUCUCGGUGUGCAUAAUAUCAAUUCAUUUUGUCCUAAAUCGC
Messenger RNA from Annulohypoxylon maeteangense, 1205 nucleotides. RefSeq lists its product as uncharacterized. Bases 253 to 1110 code for a protein of 285 amino acids. The record is from RefSeq and is a predicted model, not a curated record. The transcript has a single exon. Lineage: Eukaryota; Fungi; Ascomycota; Sordariomycetes; Xylariales; Hypoxylaceae.